AGAGUCAGCCGUAGAAAGCUGACUUCAUCCAGCUGCAGGUGGCACGCCAUUAACAAGAUCCAGGAGGCUGGAGUGCUAGCUAUUUGGCAGUGUUCUAGAUCACACAGGUCAGACACGGGCAAGUGUUCUAGAUCACACAGGUCAGACACGGGCAAGUGUUCUAGAUCACACAGGUCAGACACUGGGGUCAGCGGUUACAGCAUGCACGGUCAGGCACUGGGGUCAGCGGUUACAGCAUGCACGGUCAGACACUGGGGUCAGCGGCUUACAGCAUGCACGGUCAGGCACUGGGGUCAGUGGCUUACAGCAUGCCCGGUCAGACACUGGGGUCAGCGGCUUACAGCAUGCCCGGUCAGACACUGGGGUCAGCGGCUUACAGCAUGCCGGUCAGACACUGGGGUCAGCGGUUUACAGCAUGCCCGGUCAGACACUGGGGUCAGCGGUUUACAGCAUGCCCGGUCAGACACUGGGGUCAGCGGCUUACAGCAUGCACGGUCAGACACUGGGGUCAGCGGCUUACAGCAUGCACGGUCAGACACUGGGGUCAGCGGCUUACAGCAUGCACGGUCAGACACUGGGGUCAGCGGCUUACAGCAUGCCCGGUCAGACACUGGGGUCAGCGGCUUACAGCAUGCCCGGUCAGACACUGCGGUCAGCGGUUUACAGCAUGCCCGGUCAGACACUGGGGUCAGCGGUUUACAGCAUGCCCGGUCAGGCACUGGGGUCAGCGGCUUACAGCAUGCACGGUCAGACACUGGGGUCAGCGGCUUACAGUAUGCACGGUCAGGCACUGGGGUCAGUAUACUAGAACAUAGAGGUUAUAGCUGA
This is a messenger RNA of Pelobates cultripes (western spadefoot toad), 828 nucleotides long. The record is from the annotation of a GenBank genome assembly. NCBI's taxonomy places the organism in Eukaryota, Metazoa, Chordata, Amphibia, Anura, Pelobatidae.